UCACACUGCCACAUAUCCCCACAAUAACUCAUCACUCUCUCUCUCUCUCUCUCUCUCUCAGACACACACACACACAUGGCGCUCUGCAACUCUUUCCUCUUCCUUAUUCUCUUCUUCUUCACAACUCUCUGCUUCUCAACCCAAGAAGCCCAUGACCAAAAACCCUUUAAACCACCAUUAAAAAACUCACUCUCUCUCUCCUUUCCUCUCACCUCUGUUCCUCUCUCUUCUCAUCACUCUUCCUCAAUUUUCCUAUCAUCCAAACAACAAAACCCAAACUCCAAAACAUCAUACAGCUACAAAUCAUCAUUCAAGUAUUCAAUGGCUCUGAUCGUUUCUCUCCCCAUAGGGACCCCACCACAGACCCAACAGAUGGUGUUGGACACAGGAAGCCAGCUCUCUUGGAUUCAAUGCAACAAGAAAAUCCCCAGAAAGGUCCUGCCUCCAACGACGUCGUUUGACCCUUCUCUCUCCUCCUCUUUCUCUAUCCUCCCCUGUAAUCACCCUCUCUGCAAACCCAGAAUUCCUGAUUUUACCCUCCCAACUUCCUGUGACCAGAACCGGCUCUGCCACUACUCUUACUUCUACGCAGACGGUACCUUCGCUGAGGGCAAUCUCGUCAGGGAAAAAAUCACGUUCUCAAGUUCCCAAAGUACCCCACCCUUGAUCCUUGGAUGUGCUCAGGAUUCCGGUGAGGCCGAGGGUAUUUUGGGAAUGAAUCUUGGACGGUUCUCAUUUGCUUCCCAAGCUAAGAUCUCUAGAUUCUCUUACUGUGUCCCAAUCCGUCAAAACCAAGUCAAAACAAAGUCAACGGGAACGUUUUAUUUUGGUCAAAAUCCAAAUUCACAAACAUUCCAGUACGUUAAUCUGUUGACUUUCGAUCAAGGUCAACGCAUGCCCAAUCUUGAUCCCCUAGCCUACACCGUUGGAUUGGUGGGGAUGAGAAUUGGCGGGAAAAAGCUGAAUAUAUCGACGUCAGUUUUCCGGCCCAACGCCGGCGGUGCGGGUCAGACGAUGGUGGAUUCCGGCACGGAGUUCACGUUUCUGGUGGAUGAGGCUUACAACAAGGUGAGAGAAGAGGUCGUGAGGUUGGCGGGUCCCAAAUUGAAGAAGGGGUACGUUUACGGUGGAGCGCUGGAUAUGUGUUUUGAUGGUGAUGCGAUGGAGAUCGGGCGGUUGGUAGGAGAUAUGGUGCUGGAAUUUGAGAAGGGUGUGGAGAUUGUGGUUGAUCAUGGGCGGAGUUUAGCUGAUGUGGGUGGAGGGGUCCACUGUUUGGGGAUCGGACGGUCGGAUUUGCUCGGGGUUCCAAGUAACAUAAUUGGAAAUUUUCAUCAGCAAAAUCUCUGGGUAGAGUUUGAUCUCACCAAUCGUAGAGUGGGAUUUGGUAGAGCUGAUUGUAGCAAAUCAAUGUAAAAUUGUAUAUGUAUAUGCGUGUUGAUCAUGUAUAUAUAUAUAUAUAUAUAUAUUGUCCAGUGUAGAGAAGUUAAUGUAUCUAUAAUAAUUCUAGCAGCUUAGUCUUUGACAGA
This is a messenger RNA of Cornus florida, 1526 nucleotides long. Its product is annotated as aspartic proteinase PCS1-like. Bases 76 to 1413 code for a protein of 445 amino acids. Gene Ontology annotation, biological process: proteolysis. Gene Ontology annotation, molecular function: aspartic-type endopeptidase activity. The record is from RefSeq and is a predicted model, not a curated record. The transcript has a single exon. NCBI's taxonomy places the organism in Eukaryota, Viridiplantae, Streptophyta, Magnoliopsida, Cornales, Cornaceae.